Messenger RNA from Sinocyclocheilus grahami, 1958 nucleotides. Its product is annotated as contactin-associated protein-like 4. NCBI's taxonomy places the organism in Eukaryota, Metazoa, Chordata, Actinopteri, Cypriniformes, Cyprinidae. The record is from RefSeq and is a predicted model, not a curated record. The annotation marks the transcript as partial. The transcript has 12 exons.
CAGUCUCAUUCCAGCAUCAGUCGCGCAUCAUGGAUCUGCGGGGCUCACACACUAUUGGAAUGAUUUUACCGCUGUAUCUCAUCUUUUACUUCAUCACAGGCUCCGUCAGCAAAGAGAGCUGUGAUUCUCCGCUGGUUUCCGCUCUGCCUCAGUCGGCCUUCACAAGCUCAUCAGAGCUGUCCAGCAGUCACGGGCCGGGCUUCGCCAAACUCAACCGCAGAGACGGUGCCGGAGGCUGGUCCCCGCUGGACUCUAAUAAGUACCAGUGGCUGGAAAUCAAGCUGGAGCAGCGGACGGAGAUUACAGCCAUCGCCACCCAGGGCCGAUACGGCAGCUCUGAUUGGCUCACACGCUACCUCCUCAUGUUCAGUGACACGGGCCAUAAUUGGAGGCCGUACCGACAGGAGGAUAGCAUCGGGGCUUUCUCUGGGAACUCGAACGCUGACAGUGUGGUGAUGUACAAACUCCAGCAGCCGGUCAUCGCUCAGUACAUCCGGAUACUGCCACUCCACUGGAACCCCAACGGCAGGAUCGGCCUGAGACUGGAGGCCUACGGUUGCCAAUACAAGUCUGAUGUGGUCAGUAUUGACGGCAGCGCUCACUUGCUCUUCAGGCCGGAUCCCAGCAUCACUCCAUUAAACAGAGACGUGUUGUCCAUGAACUUCAAAACCCUGCUGAACUCUGGGAUGCUGGUUCACAUGGAGGAGCACAGCGGACACUCGCUCACUCUGGAGUUAUUCAGAGGGAAACUCCUCCUACAGCUCAGAAAAGGCCGGGGUUUGUGGGCUGAUUUCCACCCUCUGGUGUCUCUGGGCAGUCUGCUGGACGAUCAGCACUGGCAUCACGUCAGCGUGGAGCGAGUUCGAGGACUCGUGAACUUCACCGUGGACAAAAACACCCAGCAGUUCCAGCUGCUCGAGUCCUGGAGUCACUCUGAGAUAAACGAGAUCAGUUUCGGUGGAACGUCAGCGCCUGGACUCCAGAAAUCCCACUCCAGAAGAAACUUCCACGGUUGCUUGGAAAACGUGCUUUACAACGACAUCAGCGUGAUCGAGCGAGCCGAAGAGCAGCAGGUCUUCAUCACAGGGAACGUCAGCUUCACAUGCACCGAAUCCAUAGACGUGCCGGUGACCUUCGCCAGUCCUGGAAGUUACCUCGCUUUGCCGUGGGUCUCCGGUGGAGAAAGCGCGUCGGUCGCUCUGCAGUUCAGGACCUGGAACAGAGCGGGUCUGCUGAUGACCUUUGACCUGCAGCAUAACGCGGGAACGCUGUGGCUCUAUCUGAGCGAGGGCAGAGCGCGACUGCAGAUCCAUAAGACCGGCCGGAUCGUGACGGACAUCACCGCAGGUGCCAGUUUAAAUGACGGUCAGUGGCACUCGCUGGAGCUGGCUGUCCGUCGGGGGCGUCUCGCAGUCACCCUGGACAAAACCGACAGCUCUACAGCAUCCACUUCCUUCCCUGUCGCGCCUGACAGCCAGCUAUUCUUAGGUGGAUGUCCGGACACAGAAGACGGCAGCGGCUGCAGAAACCCGUUCAGUGUUUUCCAAGGAUGCAUGCGUCUCAUCCGGACGGACGGCACUUUAGUGGAUCUCAUCCGAGUGCAGCAGAUGUUGUUUGGGAAUUUUAGCGAUCUGCAGAUGGACAUGUGUGGGAUCGUCGAUAGUGAAUCUCCUGAAGACGAGGCUGUUUUUGUGACAGAGCAAUUUCUUUCUUCUGUGUGUUUGAUGGGCACUAAAUGCGCCGCUGUGACCGAGCCGUUCAGAGCCGACCUGCUAAAAGAGCUAGAUGAAGGCGAGCAAGUCAAAGCAGAUGACAUUUUACAACUGAGGAGAACCACUGAUUUAGCCCUUCCCGCCACCAAGGAGACUGCCCGUGCUAUUGGGCGGUCCAUGGCAGCUCUGGUGGCGGUGGAGAGGCGUUUGUGGUUGAGCCUGUCCGAUAUGAAAGAGAAGGACAGG